Messenger RNA from Amoebophrya sp. A120, 2863 nucleotides. Lineage: Eukaryota; Dinophyceae; Syndiniales; Amoebophryaceae. The record is from the annotation of a GenBank genome assembly.
AUGUUGAAGGGCGCCGGAUUUUUCGCUCUUUGUGUCACGAUUUUUCUCCACCCAGCAAAAGCCGCUGACGCCCUCGUUGAGCCGCAAGACGAUCAUGCCUUCGCCGUGGAACACUUUGCCGCGGGUGCAGCGGGCCGCGCCCUCGCUUCCUAUGAGAACAACUACGCGGGCACCACCACCAUCACGUCGAAAGACGCGGGCGACAAGACCAAAGAGUGUAAGGAGUGCACCAUGGAAGCGGCGAAGCAUGUGAUGAAGUACGUCUGGGAUGAGGUGCAAGAGAAGUGCAAAGAUAAAUCGCCCAGCACUUUGAUGGACGACGAGGUGCAGCAUGAAGAUGAUGACAAGAAGACGCACUGGUGCGCGUUUGUGAAGGCGCACCCGAAGAUGGCGGAGGGGUUACUGAUCGAGAAAGUGAAUCCCUUGGCGCUGGGCUACAUGUACUGUCUCGGCAAGCAGGUCUGCGACAAGAAGGACGACAAACCUGCUGGCCACCAGGGUCUUGAUGCGGAGGACGAGGACCACGCCGGCGGGUUGUCCUAUUUCGAUCCCAAUGCGCAGGAGUUGCAGUUCCUUGGGGCUGGGGAGCAGAUUGUAGCGCAGAUGAUGGCAUCAUCCGCGACCGCAGAUGAAGGAGAAGAGUCGGAUGUUAAUCCUGAGGACGGAAAGGGCAAGGGGAAAGGAGGUCCUUACUUAUAAUAUAAAGGACGUUCUUCGUUAAUAUUUCAGCUCAAGUGCAAUUGUUUCACAACUACCAGACAUCAACACUAGAGAGUUAAUUUCGCAGUUACAUUAGAUUUUGCAGAAGAUCGUGGUGGAACAUCAAACAUCAAGAUGAUUCGCGCCACAACAAAAAAAUCACCACUACAGGUAAAGGAGAGGGCCCGAACAAGGGCAAGGGGAAGAAGGGUAAAGGAAAGCACCACCACGGCAAGGGUAAGAAGGGGAAAGGAAAGGGUGGCGACGACGAUUGCGACGAGGACGACGAUGAUGAUGAAAAUAAGAAUGAUUCCGACAAGAAGACCGAUGACGCGAUGGCGGACGCCAUGCUGGCCAUGUCUCCCGCCGCUGCGUCCUCCAGUUCCCAUGUCGCUGGGCUGUGUAUCAAACUGAAAAAUCCCCCCUCCCCAUAUUGAAACGGAAAUUUCUGUUGCUGGAUUUGGAUACACAAAUCAGUUUUGUCUUGCUGGAGAGGACUGCAGGCCUAUACUAAGCUUGAGUAGAGAGGUUUUGGGCUAGGCGCUGAGCAUGGGAAACGUCUAGUCUGUAGGGCCCACAGCAUCACAAACCGCCUGCAGUAUGCGGCAGAGCCUCUGGGGUUGCGUUCUUGCAAGACAGAGACGAUUUGUGGUCACAAAUCAGCAUUGAAAAUUUUUCGAGACGUGCCUCUUCGAUACGGGGAGGGGGGAUUUUUCCUCACAAUACUGUGCAAGUGCUGUUUCCGGAAGUUAACGCGGAAGGUGAUGAAGUUUGCCGUCCGCGUUACCAAGAAGAUGUGUGCGAAGGCGGACAAGGGCAAGACCCUGGCGGCGUUCUGCAAGUGGGGUGAGGAAAACCCGUAUGAAAGUGCACAACUUCUUCUUCCCCUCAUUUGUAUUGCAUGAACAGCAAUACAAACGUCAGCACCCAUACAAGUUUUGCAUGACAAAUUUGGACAGGAGUGUAGUGCUACUUCGGCUGCCCGAACUUGUCAUGCACACAGGGCUAAGAGGCAAAGGAUGAAUUUGGUCUUUUGCAUGACCAAUUAUGAGGGGGAAGGGGAGUUGUGCGCUCUCAUAACCCGGAGAUGGCGUUUGGCUGGUUGCUGGGAAAAGUGGAGCCGCAGAAGUACGCGCUGCUGCCCUGCAUGAAGUGGGGGAAGACGAACAUGUGGCACAUGCACCACCACAAGCAUGAUCACAUCGGCCAUGAUCAACAUCACGAGUUGAUGUACCACUCCCAUGUGGAACUACAUGAAGAGCGUCAAGCGGGCCAUAGUAAGCAUAGUUCUUGGCCGGGAAUGAAGAACCUGUUGGUCAGCCUGCUGUCCGGUGGUCGCGCGCCAGCUGCUACUGUGCAUGAAGAAGCUGCUACUUCCACCGAAGGGGCUCCUCCUUCUGCGGCGCCCGCGGCGGUCGGCGGGGAGAAGAACACUGCUGCGGAGCAUGAUCAUCCACACGCUGAGGUUUACGUGUAAGUUUCAGGAGCAGGCUCAGUUGGAGUUAGCAGAUGUACUGCUAGUGCUGGUGCCCUAUGCAGUUGUAAUGUAAGAUGAUGAUGAAACUACAUCUAUGAAGAAAAAUAGUUGUGCUUCCUACAACGCAAGCACGUUGGCAUGAUUUCAAUGAAGUUUGUAUACCACUGCUGGAUCAGAUGCAACGCAAUCGGAGUCCUCGACUCAGAUGCAGUGCAAUCGACUCGCAUUGGUUGUUUGAAUGGUAGACGAGCCACUAUCUUCCUGAAUUCGAAAAUGUACAGUCGAUCAUCCAAACUUGCAAAGUCUACACGUGUAAGUAUACGCAAGCCUACUUUAAUAUUCGAGUUUCCAACCGUUUGUGAAGAUGAAAAGAAGUCAAUUGCAUCGUUUUUUUUUUGCUUCUUCUCCAAGAAACUAUAAUUAUUUCUGCGCUGAAGAAGCGCCUGUUUGAACUGUUUUUGCCGAUGGAAUAUAUAAUUGUCAACACGACUGUAGUCUUGGGAAACAAAACGUCAUCGCGUGAGUGCCAUUUCCUGUGGUGAAAACUGUUUGCUCAACAACACUCCGCUCGUUUUGUUGCAAAAAGACAAAGUCAAAAUAUAGAAAACCAAAACUGAACAAGGCGAAGAGCCCAAAGUCCAAAGAGCUACUCAAGCUUCCCUUUGGGAUUUUACCUUUCAAUAUAAC